Molecule: messenger RNA, 579 nt
Organism: Solanum tuberosum (potato)
Lineage: Eukaryota; Viridiplantae; Streptophyta; Magnoliopsida; Solanales; Solanaceae
Product: homeobox-leucine zipper protein ROC6-like
Exons: 4
Coding region: 1-579 (192 amino acids)
Molecular function (GO): lipid binding
Source: RefSeq, a predicted model, not a curated record
AUGGAGUAUGAUAAGUCGGUGUUGAUGAAUCAUUCUUUGGCUGCUAUGAAUGAGCUGCUAAAGUUGGCCAUGAUUGAUGAACCUCUCUGGGUCAGAAGCUUGGAUGGAAGUGUAGAGACACUAAAUGUUGAGGAAUAUGCCCGAUCAUUCACCCAAUUUAAUUGCAUGAAAUCUAGAGAUUUCAGAACGGAUGCCACAAGAGCAUCUCGUAGAAUGAUUAAUAAUGGUCUGACAUUAAUGGAGAUAUUGAUGGAUAAGAAUCUAUGGAUGGAGAUGUUUCCAUGCAUUAUCGGGAAAACAUCUACUGUUGAUGUGAUUUCAACUAGUAUAGGUGGAAGCAAGAGUGGUAUUCUACAAUUGAUUUACACUGAAUUACAAAUGAUUUCUGAUUUGGUUUCUGUUCGAGAAAUAACAUUUCUUCGCUACUGCCACCAAUAUGCGAAAGAUAUUUGGGUUAUAGUGGAUGUGUCCGUUGACAUGAUAAAUAAAGGUGCACAACAAUGUGAAAUUAGGAAUUGUCGGAGGUUUCCUUCUGGUUGUGUUGUGCAAGAUCUGCUUAAUGGUUACUCCAAGGAUUGA